UGUCUUUUCUUUCUCAAUGCAGAGAAGUCAUUCAGAAUUCAAAAGAGGUUCUGAGUUUAUUGCAAGAAAAAAACCCCACCUUUAAGCCGGUGCUUGCUAUAAUUCAGGCAGGUGAUGAUAACUUGAUGCAGGAAAUCAACCAGAAUUUGGCGGAGGAGGCUGGUCUGAACAUCACUCACAUUUGCCUUCCUCCGGAUAGCAGCGAAGCCGAGAUUAUAGAUGAAAUCCUGAAGAUUAAUGAAGAUACCAGAGUACAUGGCCUUGCCCUUCAGAUCUCCGAGAACUCGUUUAGUAACAAAGUCCUCAAUGCCUUGAAACCAGAAAAAGAUGUGGAUGGAGUAACAGACAUAAACCUGGGGAGGCUGGUCCGUGGGGAUGCCCAUGAAUGUUAUGUCUCACCUGUGGCUAGAGCUGUAAUUGAACUUCUUGAAAAGUCAGGUGUCAACUUAGAUGGAAAAAAGAUGUUGGUGAUAGGAGCCCAUGGGUCUUUGGAAGCUGCCCUACAAUGCCUGUUCCAGAGAAGAGGGUCCAUGACCAUGAGCUCCCAGUGGAAAACACCUCAGCUUCAAAGCAAGCUUCACGAGGCUGAUAUUGUGGUCUUGGGCUCUCCCAAGCCAGAAGAGAUUCCUCUUUCUUGGAUACAGCCAGGAACUACAGUUCUCAACUGUUCCCAUGACUUCCUAUCAGGGAAGCUUGGAUGUGGUUCUCUUGGGGUGCAUUUUAAUGGUCUCAUUGCAGAAGAUGAUGUGAGUCUCCUUGCUGCAGCUCUACGGAUUCAGAACAUGGUCAGCAGCGGAAGGAGAUGGCUACGUGAACAGCAGCACACAAGAUGGAGACUUCACUGCUUGAAACUCCAGCCUCUCUCCCCCGUCCCGAGUGAUCUUGAGAUUUCAAGAGCACAGACUCCAAAAGCCGUGGAAGUCCUUGCCAAGGAGAUAGGAUUGCUUGCAGAUGAAAUUGAAAUCUAUGGCAAAAGCAAAGCCAAAGUACGUUUGUCCCUGCUGGAAAGGUUAAAGGAUCAAGCAGAUGGAAAAUACGUUUUAGUAGCUGGGAUCACACCCACCCCUCUUGGGGAAGGGAAAAGCACAGUGACAGUUGGGCUCGUACAGGCAUUGACUGCACACCUGAACAUCAACUCCUUUGCCUGUCUCAGGCAGCCUUCUCAAGGACCAACUUUUGGAGUUAAAGGAGGAGCUGCAGGUGGCGGAUAUGCCCAGGUCAUCCCCAUGGAGGAGUUUAACCUUCACUUGACUGGGGACAUCCAUGCCAUCACUGCUGCCAAUAAUCUGCUGGCCGCCGCGAUUGACACAAGAAUUUUGCAUGAGAACACUCAAACUGAUAAGGCGCUAUAUAAUCGACUCGUUCCUUCAGUGAAUGGUGUUCGAGAGUUUUCAAGCAUUCAGCUUGCUCGGCUGAAAAAACUGGGAAUAAAUAAGACGGACCCAAACGCACUGACGGAAGAGGAAAUCGGUAAAUUUGCCCGUCUCAACAUCGACCCGUCCACCAUCACGUGGCAGAGAGUAUUGGAUACAAAUGACCGAUUUCUACGAAAAAUAACGAUUGGGCAGGCACCCACAGAGAAGGGGUAUUCCCGGCAGGCACAGUUUGACAUUGCAGUGGCCAGCGAGAUCAUGGCAGUGCUGGCCUUGACCGACAGCCUCGUGGACAUGAAGGAACGGCUGGGAAGAAUGGUGGUGGCUAGUGACAAAAAUGGGCAGCCCGUGACAGCAGAGGAUUUGGGGGUCACAGGUGCCUUGACGGUUUUGAUGAAAGAUGCAAUAAAACCAAAUCUGAUGCAGACCCUAGAAGGGACACCUGUCUUUGUGCACGCUGGCCCCUUUGCUAACAUCGCCCAUGGCAACUCUUCAGUGUUGGCUGAUAAAAUUGCCCUGAAACUGGUCGGUGAAGAAGGAUUUGUAGGUAAGUCAUUUCUGUUAAAUUCAGUUGUUGUAGAAAAUGGAAGAAAUCUAAAAGUUGAUGACUGAGCAAGAGUGCUGUCCAUUCUGAUUCGAAAUUUAUUCUUUUAGACCCACCUUUCAUAGAUGGUCUCAAUGUUGGAAAAGCCCUGUGGUCUGGUCUAUACUAGUGAAAUGAUGUUGUGUUCAAACCGUAGAUCCUGAUGUCAGGUACCCAUGGGUUUGAAAAUGAGCU
Ailuropoda melanoleuca (giant panda) is the source of this 2151-nucleotide messenger RNA. RefSeq names its product methylenetetrahydrofolate dehydrogenase (NADP+ dependent) 1 like (gene MTHFD1L). Gene Ontology annotation, molecular function: methylenetetrahydrofolate dehydrogenase (NADP+) activity; formate-tetrahydrofolate ligase activity; ATP binding. Gene Ontology annotation, biological process: tetrahydrofolate interconversion. The transcript is spliced from 19 exons. Gene Ontology annotation, cellular component: cytosol; mitochondrion. Bases 126 to 1985 code for a protein of 619 amino acids. The record is from RefSeq and is a predicted model, not a curated record. NCBI's taxonomy places the organism in Eukaryota, Metazoa, Chordata, Mammalia, Carnivora, Ursidae.